GUCACACUGCAAACUCUGGGCCUGGGGUCCCAUGGGACUUCAGUGGUUCCAGGACUGAUUUCACUGCCAUCACUUAUAUACGAUGAUGCAGACUUUAAGCAUCAAAGUACACAAACUGAAGAAACUUUAUCUUUUGUAUAUAAUUAUCUUAACUAUAUGCCAUCAUUUCAAGGGGAGCUUAUGCUAAGUGUAACUUCAUAAACAAAUCAUUUGUGAAAGAGAAAAACCACAUCCAGGGUAAAGUCAUAGGGUGAAAAAGCCUACUUCAGAGAGCACUUCCUGAAAGAGACAAAGCAGCAAUUAAAGUCAGCCCAGCACCAACUUCGAUGCCAAGCGUUACACUGGAAACUACUUUUUAAAGCAACAAAAGAGUCUAAAACAAAAUACAACAUUUCUUAAAUACACUGUUUCCAGGAGGAGCUAUUUUAACAGAAGCAACUCAAAGAUAUCCCUUUGACAGAAGUGGAAGUGCUGAAAAAUGCUCAUCUCUCACACAGACUUUUGAUGGACAGGAGAGCACAAUCAAUACUAUAAUGCCUAAACGUGAGCAAAUGAAUACAAGUAUUGGUGACAAGCUACAUAAAAACAGCUUGAGCAUAACAUGGGAAAAAAGACUCAAGAUGGUUUUUUCUAAGUAUCAUGCCUACCAACAAGCUGUAAAAUGAUCACCCUGAACACUCAAGAUCAACCUGUCCCUUUUAACAGCUCACAUCCAGAUGAAUACAAAAUUGCGGCCCUUGUCUUCUAUAGCUGUAUCUUCAUAAUUGGAUUAUUUGUUAACGUCACUGCAUUAUGGGUUUUCAGUUGUACCACCAAGAAGAGAACCACGGUAACCAUCUAUAUGAUGAAUGUGGCAUUAGUGGACUUGAUAUUUAUAAUGACUUUACCCUUUCGAAUGUUUUAUUACGCAAAAGAUGAAUGGCCAUUUGGAGAGUACUUCUGCCAGAUUCUUGGAGCUCUCACAGUGUUUUACCCAAGCAUUGCUUUAUGGCUUCUUGCCUUUAUUAGUGCCGACAGAUACAUGGCCAUUGUGCAGCCGAAGUAUGCCAAAGAACUUAAAAACACGUGCAAAGCCGUGCUGGCGUGUGUGGGAGUCUGGAUAAUGACCCUGACCACGACCAUCCCUCUGCUACUGCUCUAUAAAGACCCAGAUAAAGACUCCACUCCCGCCACCUGUCUCAAGAUUUCCGACAUCAUCUAUCUAAAAGCUGUGAACGUGCUGAACCUCACUCGACUGACAUUUUUUUUCUUGAUUCCUUUGUUCAUCAUGAUUGGGUGCUACUUGGUCAUUAUUCAUAAUCUCCUUCAUGGCAGGACGUCUAAGCUGAAACCCAAAGUCAAGGAGAAGUCCAUAAGGAUCAUCAUCACACUGCUGGUGCAGGUGCUCGUCUGCUUUAUGCCCUUCCACAUCUGUUUCGCUUUCCUGAUGCUGGGAACGGGAGAGAACAGUUAUAAUCCCUGGGGAGCCUUUACUACCUUCCUCAUGAACCUCAGCACGUGUCUGGAUGUGAUUCUCUACUACAUCGUUUCAAAACAAUUUCAGGCUCGAGUCAUUAGUGUCAUGCUAUACCGUAAUUACCUUCGAAGCAUGCGCAGAAAAAGUUUCCGAUCUGGUAGUUUACGGUCACUAAGCAAUAUAAACAGUGAAAUGUUAUGAAUAAUAGGAAGGUUCUUUCAUUUCAAUCCCAUCAAAAUUCACUUCACUAACUACUCUGGUGUCAAUGGAUAUUCUGUAUAAUACUAUCAAGUCCCUUUUCUCUUGAAAAAAUAAAUUCAUUAUCUUCAUUUUAAAAACUUAUAUAAAACAUUUUUGUGAAUUAUUCGGAGAAAAGCAUCUGAUCUUUCAGAGUCAAGCCUUGUUCACGCAGAUAAUUAACUUUUUGCACUUCUAUGUGCAAGUGACACAUGUAUGUUAAUCAAGUCAGUAGGGGGGAAAUCGAGCUGCCAUACAAAAUAAUUUGAUUAAAUUAUUUUCUAUCUAGAUGCAGCUCCCUUAGGUCUAAUUUGCACUAGGAAUGGAAUUAUAAAUCCAAUACUUUAUGUCCCAAACACUGGCUUCCAGAAUUCCUAUAUAAGAAAUUAUGUUGAACUCAUUACUGUUACUUACUACAAGGCAAAAUUAAUAGGAACAAGAACCCAAGGGGCCUGUUAAAGCCAUCCCCAUCAGCCCUCCCCUACUCUGAAUUCAUUCUUUUGAAAACAGAGGAUAGUCAUUCAACAAACACUGAGAGCCUACUAUGCACCAAACCCUAUUUAGGACUAAUGAUGAAAAUCUAACCUGAGAUGCUAUUUCUAUCCAAUAAUCCAAGUUCAUUUCUAUCAUGUGAAGUUUCCACUAUAUGGCGAAAUGCCAUUCUCCAAUACAAACAGUUUGCUCUCCUUAUGUGGUUAAAGAUACCAUUUUUACAAAAGAAGUUAACUGAUUUUUUUUCCCAGGCCAUAUGUCACAGCAUAAAUAGUACUAGUAGGAACCUUGGAUUCUUAGCCUUGCCAUUUAAUUUCUCCUAAUAAAGUAACAAACCAAGUAACUUAUCCAUCUAAAAGAAAAAAGAUGAACUAUAAUCUGUAAAGCCCCUAUUAUCCUUAAUACUUAUGGAAGUAAAAUAAAUGAUUCAACUAUAACUUCCUCUCUGCUAAAUUACCUUUAUCACUCUUAAUAUGAUCAUAUCCUACUGGGGCUUAGAACCAAAUACAUGCAUUGGUUAGAAAUUUAUUUCUGGCUGGGCGUGGUGGCUCACGCCUGUAAUCCCAGCACUUUGGGAGGCUGAGGUGACGGAUCACUUGAGGUCAGGAGUUCGAGACCAGCCUGGCCAAUAUGGUGAAACCCCAUCUCUACUAAAAAUACAAACAUUAGCCAGGCAUGAUGGCAGGUUCCUGUAAUCCCAGCUACUCGGGAAGCUGAGGCAGGAGAAUAGCUUGAACCCAGUAGGCAGAGGCUGCAGUGAGCUAAGAUUACGCCAUUGCACUCC
Pongo pygmaeus (Bornean orangutan) is the source of this 2969-nucleotide messenger RNA. RefSeq names its product G protein-coupled receptor 18 (gene GPR18). NCBI's taxonomy places the organism in Eukaryota, Metazoa, Chordata, Mammalia, Primates, Hominidae. The coding region runs from base 662 to 1657 and encodes 331 amino acids. The transcript has 4 exons. The record is from RefSeq and is a predicted model, not a curated record. Gene Ontology annotation, molecular function: G protein-coupled receptor activity. Gene Ontology annotation, biological process: positive regulation of Rho protein signal transduction; phospholipase C-activating G protein-coupled receptor signaling pathway. Gene Ontology annotation, cellular component: plasma membrane.